Messenger RNA from Alnus glutinosa, 2230 nucleotides. RefSeq lists its product as uncharacterized. The coding region runs from base 136 to 1545 and encodes 469 amino acids. Lineage: Eukaryota; Viridiplantae; Streptophyta; Magnoliopsida; Fagales; Betulaceae. The record is from RefSeq and is a predicted model, not a curated record. The transcript is spliced from 4 exons.
AAAAAACUUGUAGGCAGUCAAAUAGAUUGAUCCCAUGAGAAGAUGCAUGGUGUAAUUCUAACUCUUCAAAUCAUGAAUUGUUCCUGUUAGAAUCUUUGCUGUAAUUCGUAAUAGUUAGAGAGCGAGUGUUGUCAAAUGAUGGAGGCAAAAGGGAUUGCAGAAGAAGUGGAAUUGGCAAAGAAGAGAUGCAGGGCCGUGAUUGGUAGAAUAGAGGGAUUGCCCGCUGCGUCCACCACCCUCACCGGCUCAUGCAGGCGCACUCUCCUCAAACUCGCCCACUCGGAGCUCGCUUUCCUCUCCCGCUGCUCCACCACACGCCUAAGUGUCAAUAUUGGGCACCUCGAGGCAGUCGUUCACAUUCUCCAGCAGCCUUUUGUAACGGGAGUUUCUCGAGUUUGCAAGCCAAUUCCUCUAUCACCUACAGAUUGGAAUGGGCGGGGAACCAAUUCUUGUUCAAAAGGCGUCCAUGUUGAUGUAGUUUGUACUCUCAAUGGGAAACCCGUGUGGAUUAUUGUCUCUGAUAGGAACCCAAGGUACAUUUCUUGGGAUAGAUGCCAAAAGACUAAGGGCUUGAAAUUGCGAAUUGAAGAAGUCCUUACUGCAGCCCAGUCGAUGAUAACAUUGAAACCUUCUUCCAUCAUUCUUUUCUUCGCGAAUGGACUUGGAAACUUUGUUAAAGACAAACUAAGAGAAGAAUUUGGGGCGUCUGAGAUUGCAUUGCAGUUUUCUGUUUUUGAUUUUGACUUCUCCGAAGAUUUGGAAGGUGAGUGGAUAAAUGUGCUUGGUAGAUUGUAUCGAGAGGCAUGUGUGCUUGAAAUAAAGGUUGAUGAUAUUGGUGAUACUGUUUCAAGUUCUGGAUGCAAUCUCAAAGGCUCAAGUGUUGCUGCAGUCAUGCCAAGGAUUUUUGAAGAGCGAUUGGAGGGGAAUGUGGGUGAUUCUUUCCAUUCACUCAUUUUGGGGAUGAAACUCUGCCCUUUAGAUUUCAAAAAUGUGGGAUCUUCUGAUAUAGGGGUGUUGUUAGGCGAAGGUGACCUUAUAAAUUUUGAUACUACGGCUUUGAUUGCUCUUGUAUCAGGGAUUAGUAAUGGUGGUACUGAGAAACUUUUGGCUACUCCAGAGAGUGAAUUAAGGCAGCGUUUUAAGGGCAACUUUGAGUUUGUCAUUGGACAGGUGAUGUCUGAAAUCCAGAAUCCAUUUCGUGUGGAACUGGGCAGUGUAAUAUCUGAAAGGAGAGGCAUAAUAUGUGAAAGUGUUCAUUCGGAGUUCAAGGAGUUGGUAUUAAUGUGUGGAGGGCCUAGUGAGAAGUUCAGAGCCAACCAAUUACUGAAGUGCCUGAUGGUUGUGCCUGAUAGUCCCUCACAACGAGUGAUGGGCCUCCCAACUACCAGAAAGCUGGCAUUGAAGAACAAGGUUGUUUUUGGCACUGGUGAUUACUGGCAUGCUCCUACUCUGACGGCGAAUAUGUCAUUUGUUAGAGCAAUUUCCCAGGCUGGAAUGUCCCUGUUUACUAUUGAGCAUAGACCACGGGCAUUAACUGGCGAUUAGUCAUUCAUUGGCUUGGGACAAGGUGUUGAGACAUGCUCCCAUAAAUAUCGUCUGCAGGUAAUAGGAUCUCAUAGUCAUUUGGACACUAUUGAUCUAUAUGCACAUUCAUUAACAGCCAGUUGCACAGUAUUACAGAGUUGACAAACUCAUUAUCCAUGCUAACAGUUAGCUGCUUCAAUUAAUCAUAGGUGUGAAAACAUUUCCAAUGAAGAACAACUUGUUAUUACUACAAAAAUAAUUGUGAUUCCGAAGGACCAAGUGAUGGUCAUAGUGUUAUAUAAUGAAUUAUCUCUCUCCAGGCCUAAUAAAUAGAAACAUUAUAGUUUGUUGCUCUUUCCUAGUUUCAAGAGAAACAAAAAAGACGUAACCUGACGUAUCUUUCUUAUCUGACUUAGCACUUUAUAUAUUUGCCCUUUCUUUUUGUUGUAAGCUUAAGGCACAACACUCUUAAGCUACCACAUAGAAAAGAAACAGAAAAGUAGCAUGAGAGAGUUAGCCUAGCCACAUGAAGGCAGCUGUUGAACAUGAAAAGUUGCAAUCUUUUUCUUUCAUCAUGUUCUCUUUUGUGUUUUAACGGCUUGAGAAUUGUGUAAAAGAAAAAUUACGUGUCUUGUAUGUGAGUGAGAUUAUGUGUAUUAGGUUUUGGGUUUAAGUGAUUUUUCUUCACCAUAAUUUUGUACUCCAU